CCAGCCCGCACCAUCCGCACCACCCGCACCCUCCCGGCGGCCUGUCCGCCGCGGGCACCCUCAAGAUGAUGCCCUCGGACCACCGGAGCAAAUCGAAAAAGACAGUGGACAAGAACAGUAACGAGUACCGGGUGCGCCGGGAGCGCAACAACAUCGCGGUGCGCAAGAGCCGGGACAAGGCCAAGCAGCGCAACGUGGAGACGCAGCAGAAGGUGCUGGAGCUCACCACCGACAACGAGCGGCUGCGCAAGCGGGUGGAGCAGCUCACCCGGGAGCUGGAGACACUGCGGGGCAUCUUCAGGCAGCUGCCCGAGAGCUCGCUGGUGAAGGCCAUGGGCAGCUGCGCCUAGCGCGGCGCCGGGACCGGCCGGGCUGCGCUGCCCUGCCCGCGCACAGAUACUGUAGGCACCGGCGUGCGGCAAGCGCCGUGUGCCGGCGGGAGGGGAACGGGGGGUUGUUUUGGUUUGGUUUUGUUUCGUUUCGUUUGUUUUUUAUCGAUUCACGACCUAUACAAGAAGCCAGGCAGCUCUAGUAUUGAAAGGUUUGUGCCUUAGAGAUGACACACGAGUAAGCUGAAAACAUGGUAGGUUUUCUAAGGAGAAAGGCAAGGGGAGAAAAGAAUUAAAAGACCACGUGUCUACACAGGGUAAAUAACAGUAAUAAUAAUAAUAAUAUUAAUAACAAUAACAGUCAUAAAGCACACAUAGCAACCCAGAUGUGCCUUAAAAGCUGGCUGCAGGAGCUCUGGGGCUUACUGUGCCCUCCAGCCUUGCAGGGUGCGAGGAGAAGGACCGAGGGACGUGCAGGCUUGGGGGCUGCGGUGUGUGGGGUGUCCUUGCUGACCCCUUCCAGCUGGCCUGCAGUGCAGCAGGCAGGAGCAGCUUUGGGGCAGCCAGCGAUGAGAAGAGGAUUUGAGGCUGAGCGAUGUGCAGCACUGGGCGCCGUGAGGAGCACUGAGGUGUGGGGCAGCCCCCGGACUGCUGCCAGGACUGUCGCAGCCUGGCCGGGCUGCCUCUGCCGAGCCCUGUCCCCUGCCUUGGCUGGAGGGGGACAAGGGGCCAGCGCCGCUGCAGGACCGAUGGACAGCCUGGGACUGAUGGAGCAGCAGCUUGCAAGAGUGUGGUGAGCUCUCUCCAUCGACAGAAAGAGCAGCAGUGUCUUGUACUGUAUGUCACGACGUGGCGAAGCACAAAUGAAUAAAUACCUAUUGAUGCGGGUAUUUACUAUGAACUUGCAGUGUAUUUUGCUUUAUUCCAGGACAUUUUGCUCUUCUCCAAGUCUCUGUCCACCCAAACUGUGCCUCAUGUAAUGUGAAAGCCGUUCCAUGUACACUAGCUAUACUUUAUUGCCUUACUUAGAUCUUUGCCAUCACACAACUUUCUUAUCUGGUGACAGAGACUAUGCCCUUGUGCUGCAACGUUAUUUUAUUAUUUGUAUGGGUGAGUGGGUGUGAGUGUGCGUUGCCUUCUUCACAUUGUCCUGUGCUGGUUGCUGCCUCCCGACCACAAGGCAGGAGUGCCUGGAAUGGGGCAGGGGUUGUGGGGCUGCACGAUGCCUGUGGUGAGGCAAGGAGGCUUGUCCCUGGUGCUGCUGCACCUUUGGACUCUGGAGCUUCUCCCAGAGUGAGGGAAAAAUAAACAAACAAACAGGCCCCCUGGGCAUUCUGGUAGCCAUGCAGAACAUUUCUUCCUUGUGUCGUAGCUGCAUAACAAUUUGUCCAACUGAAGUAGGUCUUGACAAGAGAGCAGAACAAGGUGGAUGGAGCUGUUUGGAAGCAUGACAGUGAGAGCACAGUGCUGGCAGCGUGUGUGUUUGUGUGCAGUGUGUGUAUGGUAUGUAUACGUGUAUGUAUAUGCACACACGUUGGUGGGUUUUUUUUUAAUUUUGGGGGGGGAGGGAACUGCAUUUAAAAUUUGUCAGAAGUCCUGGUUACGUUCAUAAAUAAACAGCAUAUAUUCUACCAUAACCA
This is a messenger RNA of Zonotrichia albicollis (white-throated sparrow), 1969 nucleotides long. It is a transcript of the gene CEBPA, whose product is annotated as CCAAT enhancer binding protein alpha. NCBI's taxonomy places the organism in Eukaryota, Metazoa, Chordata, Aves, Passeriformes, Passerellidae. The record is from RefSeq and is a predicted model, not a curated record. Gene Ontology annotation, molecular function: RNA polymerase II cis-regulatory region sequence-specific DNA binding; DNA-binding transcription factor activity, RNA polymerase II-specific. Gene Ontology annotation, biological process: DNA-templated transcription; myeloid cell differentiation; regulation of transcription by RNA polymerase II.